Chaetomium fimeti is the source of this 1776-nucleotide messenger RNA. RefSeq lists its product as uncharacterized. NCBI's taxonomy places the organism in Eukaryota, Fungi, Ascomycota, Sordariomycetes, Sordariales, Chaetomiaceae. The coding region runs from base 1 to 1776 and encodes 591 amino acids. The transcript has 3 exons. Gene Ontology annotation, cellular component: protein phosphatase 4 complex; cytoplasm; nucleus. The record is from RefSeq and is a predicted model, not a curated record. Gene Ontology annotation, molecular function: protein phosphatase regulator activity.
AUGGCCGAGAUGGAGAUAGACACAGGCGAUGACGUUCUCAGGAAGGCCGCGCUGGACGGUUCUAUGGACUAUUCGCUUUGGCCAGAGCUGCUCCCGACGGUCCUAUCGCGAAUCGAAAAGAUUGCACAUACCGAGUUCCCCAUCCCCAAUAUUCCGCCCCCCGCCCAACCUGCGAGACCUCCCUCCCCACGCUUCCUCGCCCCGCUUCCUUCCUCCGACCCGUUUGAUGCGCCAGACCAGACAGAAACAUCGUCAUCACAAGGGACAAAUAAGGAGAAUGCCGAUCCAUCUCUGCCCUCCGCUGCUGCAGGUGCUGGCGCUAGCACCAACGUUGCGUCCGCCGCGGUGGUAGGACCGGGCACACCCGCUCAGCAACCCACGCCGACCGCUUCCCUCCCGAAACCCAUCGCCGAUAUGCUCGAUGAGAUUAUAUCCGUCUUGCGCACGAGUUUCCCCCAGUACCCACCGCACACCAUUCAACGGCUAUCCGAGCUAAUCCUGCGCCCGCGCCAACACUAUCGCCACUUGGUACCCUAUCUCCACGCCCUCGACCGUGUUGUCCACGUAACCAGCGGCGCAAACACCUACCCGCUUCCCCCGGCCCUUCCCGACGUAGGCGCCAUGUCCCUGCUAGCGAACGGCGCGGGCAGUGGGAGCACAGGGAAUCUGUCUAUCGACACAGCGGCGGCCAACAGCCUCGGGUCGGACGAGGCAUUGGGCGGGGCCUUGUUGACGCCAAUCCCCUGGCUUUCGAGGAGAUCAAACGGGAGCGGCAGCGAAGACGGCAGUGAGGCAGGCGGCUCAUCUCCGCUGUCCGCCGGUGAGAACCCCGAGCGACAGUUUCAGGCCCAACAGCAGCAGCAGCGACCAGGCGGCCAUAUCGAGGGUCGAGUGCGGACGGAAAGCACCGAAACUAUCGAAGGGCCUAAUGGGAUUGGGAGCAUCGAAACCGUCUCGGUGUCGGUGAACGGCAUCCCGUCCACCGGCGCCGGCGUGGCCCUGCUCACCCAGCGCAGCGUCACCCAGGGGGAGCUCCUACGCCAGGAGCAGCGUGCCGGCCUCGUGCCGCUGAACCAGAUCAACAGGCAACAGCAAUCGCCGCAGCAGCAGACGCAGGGCGAUUCCGACGCCACGGCACAGGAAGACGCCACCAUGGGCGAGGGCGCCGACAAGGAGGAGGAAGAGACGCCCCACGUCCGGGGACCGGAGGAGAUCGGCGCCGCCGACAUGGGCCCGCAGAGCGCCGCGACGGCGAACUACAUCGCCAGCGGCGGCAGCCCGAUGGACGUGCAGGGUCUCGACGUGGAGGCGGCCGUCGGGCGGCGGGUCCAGUCGCCCCCCGCGCAGCAGCAGCAGGAUGGCGACAACAAACCGGCCAGCGACAGCCGCGAGGGCAGCGAACCCGCACCGAAACGCGAGGCGGGUGACGACCUGGAACCCGAAUCCCCUACCACCAAGAGGAGGAAGGACGACGACGAACCCGGCGCCCAGGAGAACAAGGACCAAAACACGACGACGACGACGACAGAGCAAAAGCCUGCCGACGGAAACGCCGCCCCCUCGGAACCAAAACGUGACGCCGAAGGCGACGUCGUCCUGCCGGAUGCCGGCGCCGCCGAGGCGGGCAACGAGGGCGGGGCUGCUGCGGACCCCGAGAAGGGGCGGCCGGUGGACGGUACCAAGGGAGACGACGAAAAGGACACGGCUGGGAGUGGUGAAGGGGGUUCUGUUGUGACGAAGCAGGACGAGGCUGCUAAAGAUCAGGCCGGUGGCUAG